Messenger RNA from Colletotrichum fioriniae, 756 nucleotides. RefSeq lists its product as uncharacterized. Gene Ontology annotation, molecular function: nucleotidyltransferase activity. Lineage: Eukaryota; Fungi; Ascomycota; Sordariomycetes; Glomerellales; Glomerellaceae. The record is from RefSeq and is a predicted model, not a curated record. Gene Ontology annotation, biological process: Mo-molybdopterin cofactor biosynthetic process.
AUGGGACUACCAGCAAUGAGACCCCUCCUGCUAGCGGGCGGCAAAUCGACCCGAAUGGGCACACCCAAACACCUUCUCCGGAUGCCCGACGGAACACCCUUGUACCGGCGGCAGCUGCAACUGCUACGCACCAUCUUCCCGGAGCCGCAGACGAUCUUCAUCUCGCUGGCGCAGGAGUCCGAGACAGACGAGUUCCUUGACGAUCUAUUGUCGCGGGCUGCCAACCAGUCUGCCGAAGUGGAGGACUGCAAGACACCACUGCCGAGAAUCCAGAUUCUACGCGACCAUCACCACCCCGCAAACCCGGACGCAAAGAUUCCUGCUGCCGGCAGUAGUGGCCCCGCCGCGGGACUCCUCGCAGCAUACCGCUACGACGCGUGGGCGUACUGGGUGGUAUUGGCGUGCGAUUACCCGCUGAUCCCGGCAGAGGCCUUCUUCCACCUCUUCGUCAAGCGCGACGCCGUGCCCGUGACGUGCUUCCGCACCGCGGAGGGGGUAUGCGAGCCGCUGCUGGCGAUUUGGGCGCCGCCUGCGCUGUCGCGUCUGGCGGAGCGUGUUGCGCGGGGCCAUCCGCGGCCCGAGGAGACGGCGAGGGAGCUUGACGGGUUGAUGGUUGAUGCGCCGGCGGGUUGCGAAUGGUGGUUGACGAAUGUGAAUACCAUGGAGGAGUGGGUCAAGGCUGUGGAGGAGAUGAAGCUGGGGCCGCCCGGGAGAGGGGAGAUUGCGCCGGAAGGGAUUAUUGGGAAUAUUGUGUAG